This is a messenger RNA of Bemisia tabaci, 4213 nucleotides long. RefSeq names its product rRNA methyltransferase 3, mitochondrial. The record is from RefSeq and is a predicted model, not a curated record. Gene Ontology annotation, biological process: RNA processing. Gene Ontology annotation, molecular function: RNA binding; RNA methyltransferase activity. Lineage: Eukaryota; Metazoa; Arthropoda; Insecta; Hemiptera; Aleyrodidae.
AACAACAAACGUGGUAUGUCAACAACACACAGAAUUUUUCUAAUGGCUUUUUUCAGGUUUUUCCGGUACUUUUCCCUUGCGUAGGAAAAUUGAAGAAUAUCAUAAGUUUUUAGAACAUCGAGUAUCAGUUUAACCGCUAUUAAGUAAAUUGUGCUCUCUAUUCCUACGCUCCCGAUUUCUGGAGAGCCCGUAUUCUCCACAUGCUGUGCAUCUGAGGCCUCAGUUUUUCUUCCUCCUUUAUUUCGCAGCACAUUAAAGACCAUGACAGGUUUGCGAAUUUUCUCUUUAUUAAUCACGAGGAACUCGUGUCUGAUUCAGAACAAUAAGUCAUCAGGAAAGAGGUCUCUAUUUCUUAGUGCCUACUUGAAUGCCCGCCCUUCCAGGAAGAGAGGUAAUGUCCGUUCUGAUAAGCCUUACUCUGCAACAAUUGUAGACUUGAAGAACCAAAUCCUAGAAGCGGAUCAUCACAAAUCAGUGAACCGGAUCAAAGAAGUAGAUCAUCUCAAAUCACCGAACCGGAUCAAAGAAGCAGAUCAUCUCAAAUCAGCAAAUCAUGUAGCACCUCAAAUCCACGACUCUAAGAACAUUGGAACAACCAAACCAAUCUCAAAGGCCAAAGAGGUGGAACAUCCACUCCCUUUCCCAUUCGUAAGAUUGGAGAAAAAUGAUACUCGCUUGAGUGAGGUCAUGAUGACAGUGAAGUCAAGAAAAAACAGGAAGGAAGCUAAUCUUAUCAUGCUUGAGGGGAAAAGACUCAUUGAGGAUGCAUUAUCAGCAGGCGUACGACCACACAGCUUCUUUUUCUCCCGUCCCAGUGACAUUGCAAGUAUAAAUGUUCCAACAGGUGAAGAUGCAGUUCCUAUCUAUAAAAUAAUGUAUAAGGAAAUGAAAAUGUGGUCUGACCUUGUAACUUGUCCUGGAGUCAUCGGUAUCUUCAACAUUCCUUCACCAAAUGUAGUUGAACCACCAGAAGAAGCAAUGCCACUCACAAUAAUUUGUGACAACAUUCGUGAUCCUGGUAACUUGGGAUCAGUUUUACGAGUUGCAGCUGGUGUAGGGUCAUCUAAGGUCAUUUUGACCAAAGGUUGCUGUGAUUUGUGGAAUUUGAAAGUUCUACGGUCAGCUGCUGGCGCCCACUUCAGGAUUCCCAUUGAAACUGGAGUAGAAUGGAGUCAAAUGACAGACCAUGUUGAUAUGUAUGAACACAUAUUUAUUGCAGACAACCACGAGGACUUAAGCCUAAAGCAUCAAAGUCCAUCAUCUGAGGAAUUCAAUGACACUGAUAGACAAAUGGCAAGUACUGAUUCUGGCAAUGACUCCGAUUCUGAUGAUGAAGUGGAACAUGAAAUAUCAAGAGCCGAGGAAGAAGAAAAUUUACUCAAGGAGGAAUUUUCCAACGCAUUACCUUAUUUUGAAAUUGAUUUUGUGAACAAAUCGCCCAUGGCCCUGAUUAUCGGAGGAGAAACACAUGGUGUGUCUCGGGAAGCUCUUCAAUUUGCCCGCUUACAGCCCACUUCCAGUCGCUUGAACAUCCCACUCUUCAACUGUGUUGAGAGUUUGAAUAGUGCUGUUGCUUUAAGUGUCAUAUCCUUUGAAAUACAGAGGCAGUUUAUUUUGAACAAUUUGUCCUCUAGCAGUGGCAAGCCUGGAGAUAGUGAACAACAUAGUAGUGAGAGUCAAAUUUAAGUUUAUGCUUUGUGGCAUUGUAAAGAUUUUUCAUAGUAAGAAUUUUUUAUAUUCGCCCGUUUGUGGACGUCUCGCAAAAAUCUUUUUAAUUUGAUUAUUUCACCUUUUGGUAAAUAUUCUGUCUCUUUAGUUAUUUACCCAACAGUUUUUUACUUUGUAGCUGUUAGCUCUAUCUUAUCCUGCUAUUAUCAUGAGAUCGGAAUGCUUAUACCAAGCCAUCCUUUUGCACAUCAUAGUUAGAUGCUGUUGUUACAAUAACAUCUAACUGGGCAGAUAGGAAUGUAUGAAUGAGUAAUCAAAUGGUCUGAAGGUGUUGUAAAAUGUUCCUUAAUAGACGCAGAAAGUGCGCAACAAUCCAUGUUCCGGUAGGGAAGUGUUGAGGGAAAUGAUUGUGCAAUUCAAGCAGUUUGCAAUACACACAAUCAAUGAAAUAACUUCGUGUUUGCCUCUGUAUGUUGAAAAGGAGGUUAGGUGCUUUAAAGGAGUCAAUUAAUUUUAUUCAAUGAUAAAAUACAUGAAUCUAAUUUACUUUUCCCGAGGAUAUAACUUGGCUUUCUCGUGAAAUUUCACUGUGCAUGAAAAGUGGGCACUAUGAGAGGAGUAAAACAGCUGUUGAAAAUCAAUCAUUUCUUUGCAACACUUUAACCAAGAAAGUACUAUAACUUGUUAAUUAGCUGAAAGUACAUUUUUAUGCUGGUUUGGUUUUUUUUUCGUUAGCUAUAAUAAUACUUGAGGAGGAAAAAAUGAGUAAACUUACUUUAAAAUGCAUCCUUGUAUCUUUUGUACAACAGUACAAAACAUUCUCACUGUACAAACAGUAAGAAUUAACAUUUUUCUUUACUUAUAAGGGUCAUCCCAAAAGUCUCUUGCAUUUUGCUCUCAUUUCAAAGCUUUUCAAGACAGGAAAAAUUUAAUUAGAUGUUCAUGUGAGGCAUGCUUUCAGCUUUAAUUCAAGCUCAAGUUUUCAAAAAUCUGAUUAACAGGACAAUAAGCCAGCAUUUUUUAUUCCCACCUGGCACGAUUUUUUUCUUUUAUUUACUUAUAAGGGUCAUCCCAAAAGUCUCACGCAUUUUGCUCUCAUUUCAAAGCUUUUCAAGAUAGGAAAAAUUUGAUUAGAUGUUCCUGAGAAUCCUGUUUAUCCGAUUUUAAAAAAAACUUGGGCUUAAAGUAAAGCUGAGAGUAUGCUUCAUAUGCAUAUUUAAUCGGAUUUUCCCUAUCUUUAAUAAUUUUGAAAUGAGAGAAAAAUGCGUAAGACUUUAGACCCUCAUAUAAUUUAUAGUCCAGGUCAGUACUAUCAAUUUCCAGAAGAUUGUAAAUUUUUUUUAUUUUUCUGGUUUAUUCCUAUUCACCCCGUAGUGGGGUGAAUAGGACGCAAGUUAAUUUUGGAAGAUAGGUCAAAUUCUCCGUUAGCAGGGUGAAUAGGAAUUAAUGGUGCCAGAAUUAUAAAAAAAAAUCGAAAGAACAAAAUUUUGAAAAAAAUGGCUUAAAGAGCAAGCUUUAAUAAAUAAACGAAUACAUAUUCAGGAACAAAUGUAAUAAAUUAGAAUAACACACAUAGAAACAAGACCUAAAAUCAAUUUGUCACAUUCUUUAAGCAUCUUUGAACUAGGUGCAAAAAGAAUCUUUUAAGAAAUGCUCACAUGAUAAGAAAAAAAAGAAGGAACUAGUUUUGGACUUACAGGAACUUACUCAAUCAGUCUCAAUCAGUCAAUUUUAAAAGUCUAAGACUAGUUCAAUGUGAACUUUUAAAACACUUAUGAACUAAUGGAAUUCUGAGAAGUACUAACUUUUGUCAAAACUCUAAAAAGUUAAAAACUAGAAUAAUACUAGGGGCUUGGCUACCCAGGCACUAGUUUUAAAUAGGCAAGUAGGUAACCAAGUACGGCUCAUUAGCACAGCCAAAAAAGUGGUUCACCACUGGUUACAUUACCUGUUAUGUUCAUACUGAGGAUAUAGAGACAAAAGUGACACUAAAACCAAUACAUUCAGAAACAGGGAACAUGAUGAAAACAGGGUACCACACAGUAAUGGAGGGGAUACAAAGUAUGUAGUUAAGGGUAAUAGGAUUGCCACAUUCCUGUCAGUUUGCCGCCAAAAGAGCAAAGGCUAAAGAACAACUAAUACACCAUAAUAAAAGACGUGCACUGCUAUUUGCAUCACUGCCCAAGUUUAAAAUUUAUUCUUUUUCCUCUGUAGCAACCCUAACUACACUUUCAGGACAGAGGAUUUGCAAGUAAAUGUACAGUCAAUAUUUCUCACAUUUACAUAAUUUUCAAGAGUGUUAAUGAUGAUUUACCUAGUUCAGACUGAUCGUAUUUCAUGCAGUUGUGCCCUUUUUCUCCCAUUAAUGACGUUAUUUUUUGCUAUCCACCAUGUUCAUCAUUUUCAUUGAUGAAGUUGUCCACUAUCAUGGUUUUUGUUAACUAAUCAUGAUCUCGUCUUCAUGUAAGUUCUUGAUUUUGUUUUUAAGUUUUACAAAGCUGUAAUUAUAAGAAAAAGUUAAAAUAAACAAGUUUGUCCAUAAUAA